UUUCCACCCACUUCCAAGUCGAUACUAUCUGCCGUCUCAUGUCCAUCCUAUAGCCUAUAUAAGCGGCUGCGCUGGGGCUGGCGGCGAUGGAGUAGUUUGUGGAUACGGCGGGAGCGCAGGGACGGGAGGGGGGCGGGCGGGCCAGCCGCGGAAUACUCGGACUCCCUGCCGUUCGCGGGCUGCUGCCGUCCGGGGAGCGGCUCCCGGGGGGAAGACACCUCGGCGUCUGGGACGGAGACACAGUGAAACAGGAGACAUCACAUAGCAGCGGAUCCUUCCUCUUCAUCCCCUCAUGCACUCUUCAGGUCGGACUGCAAUGAGUGGACUGAGGUCAUCUGGGCUGCUGGGGCUUGUACUCUUAAUGCUCUCAGCAGGAUACUGCAAAGAAAAAACAGACUCCACAGAUCUGAAGGACAAGCAAAGUCUCUUAAAUCUCAUCAUGGAGAUCAUUCAGGAGCUGAAAAGGUACCACCUGGAGAAGGACAGUGGGAUGCAGUACUUCUCCAAGCAUGACUAUAACUUGGAUCGAAGGGAAGUGGCUGACUAUGGAGGGUACCAGGAUGAGCAGAGAGUUGAAAUAGUUCCCAGGGAUCUGAGGAUGAAAGACAAGUUCUUGAAGCAUUUAACAGGUCCACUCUACUUUAGUCCAAAAUGUAGCAAACACUUUCAUCGGCUUUAUCACAAUACGAGGGAUUGUACCAUCCCAGCAUACUAUAAAAGAUGUGCCAGGCUUCUUACUCGAUUGGCAGUAAGCCCUAUGUGCAUGGAAGGAUAAAGAUCUGUGGACAUCUAUCCAUGUUUAGAGAUCAAUUUGGAGAGAAGAAAAAAUACAAAUUUAUUUUUAUUUGUACUUAUAGUGCAUUUUGGACUAGCACAGCUUUAAAGCACACAAGAAAUUGAAACUCAGAGCUAAGAUCAAACAAGAAAAUAAUAUGUGAAAGCAGGAGUUAGACAUAUUACUGUCACAACACAUUCCUAUGUGGCACGUGUGUUUAUGGUGUGACGUUUCUUGUGGAGCCUUAACUUAUUCUCAUGUAUCCUAUACAUACGUAACUGAGCUCCAUCUUCUCUUUUUUUUAGAGUGUAUGUUCCCUUUCUGCCUGUCUACAGACAUGAGCGAUGCAGGCACCCAGUAACAGCCCUUCAACUUGUUGAGAUUGCAUAAGUGAAGUCAGAGCAGCAGAUUUGUAUUAUCAUAUCUCUCAGUAGUCCUUUUUUUUUUUCCAGUCAACCUCCCAGGCUGUCUUCCCUGGCUGCCACCAGCACCAUCUCUAAGUAAUUUUAUUCUGUAACCCCUUUUCAUGGUCAAUACAGCUAUGCUAGAGUCCUGUCCUUGAUGCUUCUUUUUUUUGUUUUGCUCUUCAGCCUCUUUCUUCUGCCAGCUUCCUAAUAGUUCCCAUGUUCCAUGCUUGCUUUGCUCCACUCCAUGCAGAUACAUCCCCCAACUGUUAGGUUGUCCAUAUUUGCAGUAGGUAAGAGAUGCCAGGAACACGAUUCCCAAAGUCUUCACCUAAAUAAAGUUCACAAUUCAGAUCAUGAGCAGUUUUGGUGACAGACAGUGAUGAAUCUGAAAACCCCUCUGACAGCAUUUGUCACAGCCACUUUGGCUACAGUCAUACAGGUUUUACUGCUUCUGUUUGAAAACUUCAGGUGCUACUGUUGGUGCUCCAUCCCUUUUCCAUUACUUGAUCUAUACGUGUUUGCUAGAGGCCAACACUGAUCUCAUAACUUACUUUGAAAACUCCUUGCACUGUGAUAAGAAGUUCAGGGACAAAGGACUGCAUUAUCACAUCUUAUUACAUACUUCUGUUUUGAUGAUUUCUUCUAAUUUCUGUACUGACUAAUAUUAAUGGGGUCUUAAAAACUCUUAAAGCAUCUACAGUUCUUUCAAAUAAACAAAGUAAUGCUAAUGACACAUUUUUUUCACUAACAAAUACAAGACUGGUGCAAGUAGUCUCAGGCUAUGCAGAGAAAAUGAGGUUUAUAUAUUAUAAAAAGUGUACUACAGAAAUAUACCAGUUGCUUGUUCCCUUAAGAUGCAGAUGCAAAUAAUUAAUAUUUGUACAUACAGGUCAAAUACCCAUUGCAAAAUUCAUAAUAAGCUUAAAAGUGAAAUUUACUUUGGAACUCUGAAAAAAUCUGUGUAAACUCCUCAAGAUGUAUUGACCAUACUAGUAAUGUAUGGGACAAAUGCUGAAAAUACAAGAUGAAGUUGGAAACUUAAAAUACUCCACUAAAUAUCCCAUUCCAACACACUAUAUCAUAUAUGCAUUUUUUCAAAUUAUUCUUAAACCAAGAUAUUUGGGCACUUGAAUUUUACUUCAAAUAUUUUGUAACAAUGGAAGCAACAGCCCUUAAUUGCAUUCUGCCUUAGACUGCUGCUUUCUCAGAGCAACAUCUAGUGCAUUGAAAUGUCAGACACUUGAAUUCCAUAAAAGUGAAGGUGAAAUUAGGAUGAGAGGAUUGUGUAUUAUUCAGUGAAGGCCUGGGUUUUUUUCUAGAAGGUAUAACUUGAUCUGUUUUAUACAGCUGCUCAGGGCAUGUUCAAUGUCCUCUUCAUAAUGCCAGGAAUUGGUUCCCAAGUUAACUAGUUCAGGACUUUUCUCAGAACUACUGCUUUGAGUUAAAAAGGCAGCCAGUCUGCAUGGUUACUAGUAUGGCAUCAUCCAGGUUAUUAAAAGGCAGUUCACAGUUUUCCUUGCUGUGAGAUGUCUGUGGCUAGCACUAGAUGGAACAUUCAGAGCUUCAUAAUCAUCAGUGCAUGGAUCACCGUGAUCACAUUACAGCAGAAUUCCACCUGGGUGUGCACACUUGGGAAAAGAACUUUUUAUAUACAAAUAUGAGGAGGUUCUGCUACAAAAUCCUACUGGCACUGUACUUUAAAGUCUACAUUGAUAUUUAAACCACUAAAUUCUUCUCAUAUAGAUUAGCUUUUUUUUACAGAGUUUAUCAUCAUGCACAGGUUAUAACCAGAAUCAAAUUUGGAAAGCUAUAAUGUACCUUUACAAUAGCUUUAAUUUGUGCUUUUAAAAAUCAGCACAGUUGGCUGGGGAGUUGUAUAGUUACCUAUGUUCUCAAAAGAGGCUGCAGUCAGAUUGCAUUCAGGAUCUCCAGUAAGAUUAUCCAUCAUCCUUCAGCUAAGUUCCAGCCUAAUAUUCCUAGACUGAUGCA
Motacilla alba alba is the source of this 3171-nucleotide messenger RNA. RefSeq names its product ALK and LTK ligand 2 (gene ALKAL2). The transcript has 6 exons. Gene Ontology annotation, biological process: positive regulation of ERK5 cascade; positive regulation of ERK1 and ERK2 cascade. Gene Ontology annotation, molecular function: receptor tyrosine kinase binding; receptor signaling protein tyrosine kinase activator activity. NCBI's taxonomy places the organism in Eukaryota, Metazoa, Chordata, Aves, Passeriformes, Motacillidae. The record is from RefSeq and is a predicted model, not a curated record. Bases 293 to 775 code for a protein of 160 amino acids.